AUGGCGCCUACGAAAAAGCGAGCGGGUGAAUUUCUCUCUCUGGCAGACAAGAAACGGCCAGCAAUAGCCAGUUCAGCCCGACCGCCCUCGACAGCAAGAAAGGGGCCAGUCCGCACAGUCACUCUCUCCUCGUUCUUCUCUGCGAAGACAAACACCUCUGGGAAGGAGCAAGUUUACGGCACGAAACCCAUGACCGGCGCUUCUGCGUGCCAGCUUGCAACCACCGCCUCUAGUGGUGACUUGCAGCGAGAGCAGCUUUCAGCAGAAACUCGCCAAGAGGAACAAAUUGGGGAGGGGGAGAAAAGUGUGGAUUCUGCCUCGUUGGUGAAGGUGCCCACGGGGACGCUCUUGGUUGAUCCAGAUGGAGAGAUGAGGGAACCUUCAGAAGCAGCAGCUCUUUGGCGCCAAACGCUCGGCGAUUGCUGGUUUGAUGCUUUGAAGGAGGAACUGCGGCUGCCGUACUUCCGUGACUGCAUGCAGUUCAUCCGUCGAGAACGGCAAAAAUAUCGAGUGUAUCCUCCGCCCCAUCUGGUUUUCAACGCCUUCAAACAAACCCCACUCAACGCCGUUAAGGUCGUCGUCGUCGGACAGGAUCCGUAUCAUCAACCGAGACAAGCCAUGCUGAUGGAUCCACAUACGAACAGAAUCUCUUCCUUUGUCCACGGGGAUCUAACAGCGUGGGCUUCACAGGGCGUGUUCCUUCUUAAUUCUCUGCUCACCGUUCGAGAAAGUACCCCGAUGUCUCAUCGGACUGCGGCAAGCCAGCUCAGAAAAAGUCAGCAGGCGUCAGUCGUUCUCGUCACCGCGUCCUGGAAUCGGGACAUCCGUCGCCCCUUUCUGUGCGAUUCUUCCAGGGUGCAACGAGCUGUUGAAAUCUAUGGGAAAGGAAGAGGUCUCUUUCGCACCCUCGCCCUGACACCCGUGUUUGAUAUCAGAUAUCGCGAUAGCAUUUCGCCGCUUACGGCACCUUGGGGAUCGUUUAUUCCUACAGGCUUAUCAGGAGAACAAUUGUUUUUGGUGGAAAUAUGUCAGUCACCGUGGAUAUCGGGUGCUGCCGUUCAAGGGCACCUGCACUUUAGCACGUACAGCGAAAGCCUUUGUAUCCGGUAUAGUUUCAUCGAACACGGAGACAACUCUUGUUCAGGCACGUGGGCCGCUGGAAUAAGAUAG
Messenger RNA from Neospora caninum, 1170 nucleotides. RefSeq lists its product as uncharacterized. The record is from RefSeq and is a predicted model, not a curated record. Gene Ontology annotation, molecular function: uracil DNA N-glycosylase activity. Gene Ontology annotation, biological process: base-excision repair, AP site formation via deaminated base removal; base-excision repair. The transcript is spliced from 6 exons. Bases 1 to 1170 code for a protein of 389 amino acids. NCBI's taxonomy places the organism in Eukaryota, Apicomplexa, Conoidasida, Eucoccidiorida, Sarcocystidae. Gene Ontology annotation, cellular component: mitochondrion; nucleus.